ACAGAUACUAGAGGUCAUUACUGACCUCUAGUGUCUGUACGUCGCUGCUAUGGCAGAGAUCUCAUGACGUCUCUCCCAUAGUGAUCUAUUCAUGAAGCAUUGAAAAGUGUGUUAAAGUGAGCCAGUGGAGAAGUUGUCCAUGGCAACCAAUCCGCUGAUAUGUAUAAUGUAUAAUGUAAAAUAUUUCAUAAAAGAAAAAAAAUAUGAAAAAAAAAAAUCUCAAACACGUUGUGAUUCACAAUGAAGGCAGGAAAGUGAUCGUACCCUUAUAUUUGGUGUGAGCCGCAGGUGUUGAGAAAGCAGUAGGCUCCAGAGUUUAGAAUCACAAAUGUUACCCAAAGCAUGCAGAGAUUGUCCGUCUUGAUUAUGGAAUAAGGCACAGCAUGGCAAACCAACGCGUUUCUGGACUAUGCUGUCCCUUUUUCAAGGUCUAUAUCAGGUUUGAAUAAUUUUAACAUUGAUGGGGAGAAACAGAUGGUUUACUACCAUCGAUGGAUGUUUCAAGGCUAGUGAAUUAUUUGGCAUCUAAGUAUCAGUGCAUGGCUCCAGAUAAAUUGAAAACAUAAUUCUUAAUUAAUAAAUGAUUAAUAGAAAAAAAUUAUAGAACAUAUAUAUAGAAUUAUUUAGUAAAUCUUUGUCUUUAUUUAGAUUGUCUUAGUUUUAAAAAAUGGCAGAGGGUGGUAGCAGAAAACGAACCUCACUUACUCAAGAUGAAGCUGAAACAUCUCACAGUCAGAAGAGUCACAGUGAUGCUUCUCAUGAUGAAUAUGAAUCUCCUGAUGAAGGAAGCAUCCACAGGGCCCCAAAGUUCACAGAUGAUGAAACAGACACCCUCAUUGACCAAGUUAUUCAUCAUACAUGUCAGCUAUUUGGUCCCGAAGCUUUUAAUGUACACCAGAAAUUUAAAAAUAAUACUUGGGAAGAAAUAGCAAAAUCUGUGUCUACAGCUCGAGAUAUACAUCGAACUCCUGAAAGCUGCAAAAAGAGACUACGUGACUGUAAGAGGAAGACAAAUCAUAAAAUAAAGUGUAGAAGAAAACUCCAAAAGGUUUGGGAGAAAAAACUAGAAGAGCACUUUAGAAUGGUACAAGAUGACGAGAGGCCACCCACUGGUUCCCAGGAACUUAAGGUUGCUCAAGAAAAAAAUCAAAAGAAAACACAUAAGAAAAAGCAGAAGAAUUUGGAAGAGCAACAGUCUGGUUCCUUUACAACAAUUUCAAGGAAAGUUUCUUUUUCUGAAACAAAAACAGUUAUGACAGACAAUUUUCCUCCAACUGCGGAUGAACCAUCAGUGAUGCCACAUAUUUUAACAUUGGACAAUCCUUCCAUGGUGGACGAACCAUCAAUGCUGCAUCAUGAUGCAACAGCGGACCAUGCUACCAUGUUGGACCAACCAUCAAUGCUGCAACAUACUUCGACAGUGGAUGAUACUUCCUUUGUGGCCGAACCAUCAAUGCUGAAACAUUCGGCAAGAGUGGAUGAUCAUUCCACGGCGGACCAAACAUCAAUGAUGCAAGAAUAUUCUUCUGUGGUUCAAAGUUCCACUACGGUAGAGACUUCCACGGUAAAUGAAACAUCCAUGAGGCAAGAACAAUCAACAAUGGAUGAUCCUUUCAUGGAGGAAGAAAAUUCAACCAUGCUAAACCCUUUAAUGUUAGAUAAAGCCAUAGAAAGCAACAUGGUGACUGCCACACAGACACAGGAUAACAUUAAUGAGGAGCCUGUAUUGCACAGCCAGAAAAGUAAUAUUGAUACAGAAGAUACCAACCAGGUGGAAUUGAAUGCAGAGACUGCACAUUCUAGUGUAAUUGACCAUGGUCUUCAAGACCAAUUCCUGGACUCUACAAAUCAAGAACUUUUUAUACACACAGAAUGUGACGUUAGCAGAUCACAAACCAUUAGCCAACAGGAUUCUUUAAAGGAAACCAUGCAGCUAAUUGAGAGGAAUAGAAAUGAAGAAAUGAAAAAAAUUGAACAUCAAAUAAAUCAGCUGAAUAAUAAUAUACAGAUUCUCAACACAACACAAAGACAACAGAAUCAAGCACUUGUCACUCUUGCAAAUUUUUACGAUCAUCUUGUUUCAUCACAGAAUGUGGCAGCAAUCAACUACCAACAGAUGCAGCACAGUAUAAAUCAAAUGCUAGCAUGGCAGUAUGAGACUAUUACCAUCACACGCAUGAUUUCCACUUUCAUGCAACUGUUGACAGAAGAAAGACAAAGAAUGUCCAGAUCAGAUAAUCCUUCUUGUAUAUCCAAUGCUACAGCAGGAACCUUUGUAUCCAGCUGUACACGUGGAGACUAUGUAACAAGCUCUACACACAGAGAGUAUGCAACGAGCGCUGCACCUGGAACCUAUCUAUACACCACUUUACCAGGAGAAUCUGUAUCCACCCCUGCAGCAGGAACAGAUAGCAUUCCUCUUGUAGAAGGAACCAAACGACAUGAAGGUUCAUCAGCCAUAGUUGAAAUACGAAUGAGUUUUCUAUUUAUUAAAUGUGUUCUGAGGCAAGGACCUAAAGAAAAAUACAGAGAUGAGAGGUUGAAAAAACUACACAAUCUAUUUGACAAUAUUGAAAAUGAGAUUGUACCAGCUGAUGAAGAUUUAGAUAAUCUAUUGCACAGAUUGGAAAAUACCCUCAUUAAAGAGAAUAGGAUUUGGUGGGAGGUAGUCACCUUGGAGAAAUAUCUAGCCUCCAAGAUGAUUCCAAAGGGCCUAAGAAUAACUAAACAAGCCAGCUUUACAACAUCCACAGAGGGUUUUAAACAGAAAUGGGAUAUGAUUAUUGAAAAUUGUUCCUUUGAUCUGAUGCAAUUGAUUAUAGAUGAAAGGAAAAAUGAUUUGAAAAAUUUAGAUGAGGUGAUCCGUGAGUUUAAAAAAUGA
Molecule: messenger RNA, 2881 nt
Organism: Pseudophryne corroboree (corroboree frog)
Lineage: Eukaryota; Metazoa; Chordata; Amphibia; Anura; Myobatrachidae
Exons: 8
Coding region: 668-2881 (737 amino acids)
Source: RefSeq, a predicted model, not a curated record